This is a messenger RNA of Chlorella variabilis, 903 nucleotides long. RefSeq lists its product as hypothetical. The transcript is spliced from 8 exons. Bases 1 to 903 code for a protein of 300 amino acids. Lineage: Eukaryota; Viridiplantae; Chlorophyta; Trebouxiophyceae; Chlorellales; Chlorellaceae. The record is from RefSeq and is a predicted model, not a curated record. Gene Ontology annotation, molecular function: hydrolase activity.
AUGGCGAUCUCUGAGCUGGCAGGGCGCCGGAAGAAAGGCGGCCAGGGCGCCGUGUGGGUGCAGGCCCUGCGCAACAUCGACUGGCCCGAGGCCCUGCUCUUCGAUUGCGACGGCGUGCUGGUGGACACAGAGGCGGAGGGACACCGCGUGGCUUUCAACGAGGCGUUCAAGCGGAAGGGGCUGGACCACACCUGGAGCCUGGAGCAGUACGGCGUGCUGCUGGAGAUUGGGGGCGGCAAGGAGCGUAUGGACCAUUACUUCAGCAGCUGCGCGGAGCGGGAGCCCUGGGUCAGCGUGACGGACCCUGCCGAGCGCAAGGCCUUCCUCAAGCAGCUGCAUGAGCUCAAGACAGACAUUUUCAACACCUUGAUAGAGACGGGCAGCCUGCCCGUGCGCCCAGGCGUCAAGCGCCUCAUAAACGAGGCGCUGGACAGCGGCGUCAAGGUGGCGGUCUGCUCCACAUCCAACGAGCGCGCCGUGUCCAACAUUGUGCGGGUGCUGCUGGGGGAACGGGCGGCGGCCGCCAUGCGCGUCUUUGCAGGCGACUGCGUGCCCAAGAAGAAGCCCGCGCCCGACAUCUACAACCUGGCGGCGCAGGAGCUGGGCGUGGAGCCGGCGCGGUGUGUGGUGGUGGAGGACAGCCGCAUCGGGCUGGCGGCCGCCAAGGCGGCGGGCAUGCGCUGCGUGGUGACCGAGAGCUUCUACACCAAAGGAGAAGAUUUCAAGAUUGCGGAUGCCGUGUUUGAUUGCAUCGGGGAGGCGGGCGAGGAGCGGUUCAGCCUCUCGGAUCUGACCACGCCAGGCUCUUUCUGGCUGAACCCGCCACUGCCAAUGGACGAGGAGGGCAACUGGGUGAACCCUCCCAAGAGCCCGCUGGAGUUUGAUGUUGACCCUGUGGCCUGA